AUGCAAGGUGCAGCAUGUAAUGACAAGGAGGAAACUAUGCCAAGGUUGGAUGUUGUCGAAAGUCAAAAAGAGUUGAGUGCAACCAAAGGAGUGAAGAAGUGUACGUCAAAGAAGCUGGAUUUUACUCAUUUACAAAGCACACUCAGCACAAUCAACAAAAGGAUGAAUUUUACGCCUGAAACCCUGGAAGUACAGCCAAGCAUUCCUGCGCAACAGCCAGAAAAUAAAAAAAGAAAGAAUCACUUGACUGUGGCUAUGGCUGAGAAAAAGAAGCAUGAAGUACAACAUGAACCGUUAACACAAGGCUUGAACAAUUCUAAGCUUACAAAGGUGGGUGCAAAUGAACUUAAAAGGAAGCUCGAUCCAAUUCGUAAUAUGAAUAAUAACAUGCCAACAACUGUAAGCCAAGAUCGGAGUUGUGCAAAUUCUACUCAGCUCACAAUCAACCAAAUGCAGCAGCAGAUUAUUCAAGUCACACAUGGUAGAACUCAAAAAAGGCAACAUGACACUACUUUGCUGAGUUCAAACUCUACCCCACAAGCUGAAGAUUUAAUGUCGGAGCAAGAUGGAUCAAGAAAGGAAAAGAGCAAGCCAAGGGUAAAGGCUACAACUAUUGAUGAAUUUUUAAAAAAAAAUGGGAUAGAUGUAGAAAUUGAUGGACUAAGCUCUGAACUAAGUGAUGAUGUGGGAGAUAGCUUUCCACUUGAUGAAAAUUAUUAUUCACAUGUGAUGGAGGACAUUGAUGAUGACGAAGGAGAGCCAAAGAAGAAGAAAACCCGGGGAAAAACAACUUGCAAAGAGAUUUAUGCAAGAACUAUGGAACAGCGGGAAGAAGUUAUUUUUGAUAUUGGACAGCCAGUAGGACCAACCGAUCAAAGUGUGUCUAACUUAACUAGUUUCAUAGGAACAAUUGGGAGAAAUAAAAGAUUUGUGAGUCUUUUGUACACUAGCUGGCAUGCUGUAACUCCUAAAGCUAAGAAAUUCAUGUGGAACUAUGUUAAUGAAGGUGCGUAUAACACUGUUGAUAUCAUGCAGACCAAGUUUAUCCUCCCAGACAGUGGAGAAAAGUGGUCAAUAAGUGAAAAAAAUAAGAAACAUAAAGAACAGCAAAAGUUUUCACAUCGCAUGGGGCCAAUCAAUUUCGGAAGAGUACGAGUGGCUCUGCGCGCGACAAAGGAAACAAAUGAGGAACCAAAAAGGUUUGAAAUGUUCCUUGCUACUCGAACAAGUCGGAAAAGGAAGGAAGUUGAUCAGGAAACACAAGAUGCAAUUGAUGAAUUCCAAAACCGGCAAGCUGCUGGUGAAACAGAUGAGGAAGCUUUUGAGUCUUUAUUUGGAAAAGAACAACCAGGUCGGGUUAGGUGCUAUGGAAGAUCUAUUACACGACGUGACUUAAAAAAGCAUGCAGAAAUUUAUGAACUCAAGCAACAACACCAGGAGGAAGUCACAUCUUUGAAGGCUGAACUUGGAGACAUGAAGGCCAAACAGCAGCACCAAAAGGCUGACCUUCAUGGAUUGCGAAACAUGAUUAAGUUACUAGUUCAGCGAUCUGAACCUGGAAUGAGUCCGGAAGAAAUUGAAGCUUUGUUACAAGAUGCCCAACACUCUCCAAUUGAUGCAAAUAGCGCUCAUGGAUCAACACAUAUUCCAAACAUAAAUAUGGGUGAAAGCUCAAAAGACUUUGGUGAUAUGAAAAGUAGAGUAGUUUCAAUUAUCCUAUGCCUCUCGGAUAUUGAUAAUUCUGAAGAUGUGAAUGAAGAUUGA
Molecule: messenger RNA, 1764 nt
Organism: Arachis stenosperma
Lineage: Eukaryota; Viridiplantae; Streptophyta; Magnoliopsida; Fabales; Fabaceae
Exons: 9
Coding region: 1-1764 (587 amino acids)
Source: RefSeq, a predicted model, not a curated record